AUGUAAACUAAAUAAGCUUUCUUUAAACCAUUUAAUUAUGAAUUAAUAACAAAGGGUGAUCCAAUAAAACAAGAUUAGCGGUCUUAUGCUUUAGCUUUUAACAUAGAUUGUUCGAUACUAAUAGCUGGAUGUUCAUAUUCAGUUAGAGUAUUUGAAGUUAACAAUGGAAUAUUAGAAGAGAUUCAUGUCUUGAAUGAGCACACUGGUUAUGUUAAUACAUUAAAUUUUUUUAAGAAAUCACCAUUACAAUUUAUUUCAAGUGAUGCUGAUUCUACCAUAAUAUUAUGGAAAUAAAUGAAUAAUAAAGAAUGGAAAUGUUAAUAAAAAUUAUUAGGACAUACAUCAUCAAUUUGGGCAUUGAUUAUAAAUAAAGAAGAAGAUCUCAUCAUUUCUAGUGGUUUAGAUAAAAGUAUUAAAUUUUGGACUUAAUAAAAUCAAGAAUGGAUAUGCUGUUAAACAAUUCAAGAACUUAAUAGUCAUGUUUACAGUUUAAGCAUAAGUGAAUCCUAAACAUAAUUGAUUUCUUGUAAUGGGGAUUCAACAAUAUUUAUAAUAGAACAACAAAAAUAAAACACAUGGCAAGUAAUACAAAAGCUCAAGACUACCUAAUUAGGAUAUCGAGUAUGCUUUAUUAAUGAAGAAAUAUUUACAUUUUAACCUAAAGCUGGUGAAUAUUUAGAAAUAUUUAAAAAAAAAGAAAAUGGAGAGUUUACUAAGUCCUAAGAAAUUGCAGUUAAAGGAGGUAAUUCAUAUUGCAGAUUUCUCUUCCCUUAGCAAUUUAUUAUUUAAAAAUCCCUUCUUAUUAGCAAAAAUGGUUCUUAUUUAAAUUUUAUUAGGUAUUAUUAGAACUAAGAUUAAACUUUCGAAUUUAUAAUUGAAUAAUCUAUUGAUUUUGGUUCUGAUACAAUUGGUUAUUUAUAUGGGAAUGCAAGUGAUGAUGGAUAAUUAUUGGCUAUUUGGAAUGGUUAGUCAUUAGAAUUUUAGAUUUAUCAAUAUAAAGAAUACUGA
Messenger RNA from Paramecium pentaurelia, 1008 nucleotides. The record is from the annotation of a GenBank genome assembly. Lineage: Eukaryota; Ciliophora; Oligohymenophorea; Peniculida; Parameciidae.